GUCUACACAGACGGCUCAUGCAAAGGAGUGACUGUUCGAAGGGCAGGGGCAGGGGUAUACUGGGCAGACGGUGCAGCGAUGAAUAUUGCAGCUCGUGUGCCCGGAAGACAGACCAAUAACCGGGGAGAAUUGUAUGCCGUGAAGCUUGCGCUGCGCGCGUCCAAUCCUCUACGGAACCUUGACAUCUACUCCGACUCUGAGCUGGUGAUACGUCUCUGUUGCUACUGGGCACCGGCUAUCGCAGCGAGAGGUUGGGAGCGGAAGCUCCUACUGCACGAAGUGGUACACCUACUGAGGGCCCGUCUUGCUCGCACGCGGUUCAUCUGGAUUAAGGGUCACAGCGGAAAUGUUGGCGGCGACGCUGCCGAUAGGUUAGCAAAAGAGGGUGCA
Punctularia strigosozonata HHB-11173 SS5 is the source of this 390-nucleotide messenger RNA. Its product is annotated as ribonuclease H-like protein. The annotation marks the transcript as partial. Gene Ontology annotation, biological process: DNA replication, removal of RNA primer. Lineage: Eukaryota; Fungi; Basidiomycota; Agaricomycetes; Corticiales; Punctulariaceae. Gene Ontology annotation, molecular function: RNA-DNA hybrid ribonuclease activity; nucleic acid binding. The record is from RefSeq and is a predicted model, not a curated record. The transcript has a single exon.